Messenger RNA from Yamadazyma jaroonii, 429 nucleotides. The record is from the annotation of a GenBank genome assembly. NCBI's taxonomy places the organism in Eukaryota, Fungi, Ascomycota, Pichiomycetes, Serinales, Debaryomycetaceae.
AUGUCAGACGUUGAAGAACAACAAAUCGUUGAAGAAGUUGCCGUUGAAGAAGCCGGUUCAAUCACCAUUGAAGAUGCCUUAAAAGUUGUCUUAAGAACCUCAUUAGUUCACGAUGGUUUAGCUAGAGGUUUAAGAGAAGCCUCAAAAGCUUUAUCAAGAAGAGAAGCUCAAUUAUGUGUCUUAUGUGAAUCAGUUACCGAAGCCUCAAUUGUUAAAUUAGUUGAAGCUUUAUGUAAUGAACCAGAAGAAAAAAUCCCAUUAAUCAAAGUUUCUGAUGCUAAACAAUUAGGUGAAUGGGCUGGUUUAUGUCAAUUAGACAGAGAAGGUAACGCCAGAAAAGUUGUUGGUGCUUCUUGUGUUGUUGUCAAAAACUGGGGUCAAGAUUCUGAAGAAAGAAACAUUAUCUUAGAACACUUUGCUCAACAAUAG